CCGGAGGAGGCACCAAAAUCUGACAACCUCACCUCUGGACAGGACCUGCCCACCCUCCACUCCUGACACCAUGACCCACUCGUGCUGCUCCUCUUGCUGCCAGCCUACGUGCUGCAGGACCACCUGUUGCCGGACCACCUGCUGCCAGCCCAGCAGCUGUGGGUCCAGCGGCUGUGGGUCGAGCUGCUGCCAGCCUUGCUGCCGCCCAACUUGCUGUCAAACCACCUGCUGCCGGACCACCUGCUGCCAGCCCAGCUGCUGUGGGUCCAGCGGCUGUGGACACAACUGCGGUGGGUCUAGCGGCUGUGGGUCGAGCUGCUGCCAGCCUUGCUGCCGCCCAACUUGUUGUCACACCACCUGCUGCCGGACCACCUGCUGUCAGCCCAGCUGCUGUGGGUCCAGCGGCUGUGGACACAACUGCGGUGGGUCUAGCGGCUGUGGUUCCAGCUGCUGCCAGCCUUGCUGCCGCCCAACUUGCUGUCAAACCACCUGCUGCAGGACCAACUGCUGCCAGCCCAGCUGUUGUGGGUCCAGCGGCUGUGGACAAAACUGCUGUGGGUCCCACUGCUGCCAGCCAGUUUGCUGUACCCCUGUGUACUGCACGAGAACCUGCUACCACCCCACCUGCUGCUGCCUGCCUGGGUGCCUAGCCCAGGGCUCUGGAUCCUGCUGCCAGCCUUCCUGCUGCUGAUUGCCUCGCCAAGAACCACCAUCUGAUUUACCAUUUGGGAAAUAGUCACUGCUCAACGUUGCAGAAAGCCAGCAUGCAAUACCCAAUAUCUCUGUUAUUUAUCUCUCUUUUUUACAAGCUUGUGAAUCAGCUUGAUAAAGUGUGGACUCCCUCUCCCUGA
Molecule: messenger RNA, 851 nt
Organism: Felis catus (domestic cat)
Lineage: Eukaryota; Metazoa; Chordata; Mammalia; Carnivora; Felidae
Product: keratin-associated protein 9-8-like
Exons: 1
Coding region: 71-691 (206 amino acids)
Cellular component (GO): keratin filament
Source: RefSeq, a predicted model, not a curated record